Messenger RNA from Alligator mississippiensis (American alligator), 1710 nucleotides. RefSeq names its product small nuclear RNA activating complex polypeptide 3 (gene SNAPC3). The record is from RefSeq and is a predicted model, not a curated record. Bases 51 to 1178 code for a protein of 375 amino acids. Gene Ontology annotation, molecular function: RNA polymerase II cis-regulatory region sequence-specific DNA binding; bent DNA binding; core promoter sequence-specific DNA binding. The transcript has 9 exons. NCBI's taxonomy places the organism in Eukaryota, Metazoa, Chordata, Crocodylia, Alligatoridae. Gene Ontology annotation, biological process: snRNA transcription by RNA polymerase III; snRNA transcription by RNA polymerase II. Gene Ontology annotation, cellular component: snRNA-activating protein complex.
CCUCGGGGCGGGCUCAGGGACGCGGGUCCCAGUGCGCCCCGCGCGGCGCCAUGGCAGGGCCCGGGCCGGAGUACGAGACGCCGGAGUUGUGCACGCGCGUGUUCCCUGUGGGCGCCGUGGGGGCGCUGUGGCGGGAGCGGCUGCCCGCGGCGGACCUGUCCCUGGCACAGCGGAACGUGGUGGAGGCAGAGGCGGCGGUGGCCGCCGAGCUGGGCUGCCCGCUGGACACGGCGGCCGAGCUUCGCGCAGUGUGCAGCAUUGACAUGUUAAAGAGCCCUGAUGGAGAAGAAGAUCCAGAGGUUAUUCCUGAAGACACCACGCUAGAAACUCUUCGAAUUAGAAAGAAGGCACUGGAUAAGCGAGAGGAAAGCAUAAUUAUAGAUCGUCCUUGCAGAACAGAAACAUUUAUUUAUGAAAUGGAGUCUCAACCUGUUGGAAAGAGGCCUAACAAUCCAGAAGAUCUAGUUGAAGAGGGAGACCUGCUUUUAACUUUGAACAUCUACUGUCCUGUCAUAUUUGAAAAGCAUAAAGAAAACAAACCAUAUCAGACGGUCCUUGUGUUAGGGAGUCAAAAACUCACUGAACUAAGAGACUCCAUUUCCUGUGUCAGUGACCUCCAGAUUGGUGGUGAGUUCAGCAGCCAGCCUGACCAGGCUCCGGACCACAUCAGCAAGGAUCUGUACAAAGCUGCCUUCUUUUAUUUUGAAGGAGUUUUUUACAAUGAUAAAAGGCAUCCAGAGUGCAGAGAUCUCAGCAGAACAGUAAUUGAGUGGUCAAAAUCUCAUGACAGAGGCUAUGGGAAUCUUCAGGCUGUUAAUAUGGAAGGUUAUACCUUCAAUGACUUGUCCCUCAAAAUUGGUUUUCCAUAUCUGUACUGUCACCAAGGUGAUUGUGAACACAUUGUUACCAUCACAGACAUAAGGCUUAUUCAUCGUGAUGAUUGUCUGGACAGAACUCGUUAUCCUCUGCUAAUCAAGAAGCCUUGGCUAUAUACCAGAAAAUGCUUUGUGUGCAAAAUGUAUAUAGCCAGAUGGGUGACCAAUGAGGACAGUUUUGCUCCAGAGGACCCCUGCUUCUUCUGUGAUGUUUGUUUCCGAAUGCUCCAUUAUGAUGCAGAAGGCAACAAACUGGGAGAGUUCCUUGCUUACCCUUACGUUGAUCCUGGGACUUUCAACUAAGGCUGGCCUUCACCAGGACGAAUUCAGUGACCUGGAUCAGUGGAUCUACUGCUAUGGCUGUUUGGUUGUUACAAUCAGCAAUCCUUCCAAUGCUGCUUGGCUUGUGUCUUGGGGGGUAAUUUUGAAAAGGACAGUUUGAUUUGCAAAUGCAAAUACAUUUUUUUGAAACCAUCUUGAUUUGAAAAUUCUGGCCAUAGUGUUUUUUGCCCAAGAGCUGACGGUAGGUACCCAGAUCAGUUGAAGGAGAGUAUGUGUUAAGAAACUAGAGAGAACAGUUAUUCAUUUUUAGGUGUUUUCUUCAAGCAGGGGUUACUUGUCAUUUGCCAUACAUUGUCCUUUCAGUUUUCCCUCUGUGAGGGAAGAGGUGUUCGUGAACUGUACAGUUACUGAUCUGUGGUCUGUGUUUCAAAAAUGGUAUGUGUGGGGCAUAAAUGAUUUAAAAAUGGGCAUUAUGCGUUGCAAGUAUUUUUAAAUGGUGCUUGAAUUCUCUUUAUAAAGCACUGUGGAAUUAUUAAAAGUUACCUCUUUAGUA